Molecule: messenger RNA, 1302 nt
Organism: Talaromyces atroroseus
Lineage: Eukaryota; Fungi; Ascomycota; Eurotiomycetes; Eurotiales; Trichocomaceae
Exons: 4
Coding region: 1-1302 (433 amino acids)
Biological process (GO): mating projection tip cell wall disassembly
Molecular function (GO): glucan endo-1,3-alpha-glucosidase activity
Source: RefSeq, a predicted model, not a curated record
AUGAAUUUCAAGCACCUGAUUCAGGUGGCUGCAUUUCUAGCAUUUGGAUGGCCCGUAUGCAAUGCAUCAACACUAUCAAGAAACAGCAUACACCAGUCGUCGGCAUCAAAAUAUGUCUUUGCGCAUUUCAUGGUUGGUAUUGUCGAAAACUACACCCUCGACGACUGGAAAUCAGACAUGACCACGGCAAUGGAUAUCGGUAUUGACGCCUUUGCACUUAACUGUGCCAGCGUGGACAGUUACACUCCCACCCAACUAGCCCUAGCGUACCAAGCUGCCGACGAAGUCGGUUUCAAAGUCUUUAUUUCCUUUGACUUUGCCUAUUGGACAAGCGGGGAUACCGAAAAUAUCACAGCAUACAUGCAAACUUAUGCCGGUCAUGCAGCACAGAUGCAAUACAAUGAUGCCGCGGUCGUGAGCACCUUCGUUGGAGAUAGCUUCGAUUGGACACCGGUAAAAGCUGGGACGAAUCAUUCCAUAUGGGCGUUGCCGAAUUUGCAGGAUCCAGCUGAAGCGUCGAGCGAUAGUCAGCGAAGUGCAGACGGAGCGUUUUCGUGGUAUGCUUGGCCGACCGAUGGAGGUAACAGUAUCAUCUCGGGGCCUAUGACUACUAUUUGGGAUGAUAGAUUUAUCUCAGACUUGGGGAAUGCUACAUACAUGGCCCCUGUAUCGCCAUGGUUCUUUACCCAUUUUAACAGUAAGAACUGGGUCUUCAUCUGCGAGGACCUGCCUACCCGUCGCUGGGAUGAAAUACUAUCAAUGCAGCCAGAUCUCGUCGAAAUCAUCACGUGGAAUGAUUACGGCGAAUCUCACUACAUCGGCCCCUACUCCGCCGACCAUUCAGAUGACGGCUCCUCCGAAUGGGCCUCUGGAUUCCCACAUGAUGCCUGGCGCGAUCUAUACAAACCUUACAUCCAAGCCUACAAAACUGGAGCAAGUUCACCGACCAUCGACACUGAGGAAAUAGUAUACUGGUACCGCCCAACUCCCAAGGACGCCACAUGCACCAACGAUACUCUACCAGCCCCGAACGGCAUUGAUCUACUCUCUGAUAGCAUCUUUGUGGCUACUAUGUUACAAGAAGCGGCUACGUUGACUGUUACUAGUGGUGACAAUGCCGCAGUCAGUAUUGAUGUGCCUGCUGGUAUCACGACAUCGAACGUUACAAUGAGCAUCGGCGAACAGAGUUUUGUGCUGAGUCGGGAUGGGGAGACAAUCCUCAACGGGACAGGGGGAUUAAGUAUUGUUGAUACUUGCGAGACAUAUAAUUACAAUGUGUAUGUUGGGUCAAUAACAGCAUAA